Messenger RNA from Benincasa hispida (wax gourd), 675 nucleotides. Lineage: Eukaryota; Viridiplantae; Streptophyta; Magnoliopsida; Cucurbitales; Cucurbitaceae. The record is from RefSeq and is a predicted model, not a curated record.
AUGUUUGCCUUGAAAGACCUAGGCCGCCUCACCUAUUUCUUAGGCAUCCAAGUCCACUAUCUCAAGUCAGACUUCAUCCUAAAUCAAGCAAAGUAUGUGAAAAACUUACUCCACAAACUUGGUCUCACUGAUCUUAAACCGGCAGCCUCACCCUGCACAGUAGGUAAACAUCUUUCAAUAACUAAUGGACAACCACUAUCUGAUCCCUACUUGUUCAGAAGCACCAUCGGAGCCCUUCAAUAUCUAACACAUACGAGAUUGGAUAUAGCACACAUAGUUAAUCACUUGAGUAAAUUCUUGAAGGCUCCUACGAAUAUUCAUUGGCAAGCAACUAAGCGGGUACUCCGAUACAUCAGUGCCACCAGACAUCAUGGUCUUCUUUUUCAACCUAACACUGAUUUACAACUUACAACAUUUUCGGAUGCUAAUUGGGCUUCCAACAUUGAUGACAGGAAAUCUAUUGCAGCAUACUGUGUGUAUGUCGACAACAAUCUAAUCUCUUGGUCCUCUAAGAAGCAAACAAUGGUUGCAAGAUCCAACACAAAGUCUGAAUAUCGGGUCCUUGCUCAUGCCAUAGCUGAGAUCAUCUGGCUUAAACAACUUAUGAGUGAACUACAAAUUCAAACAACCUACAAACCUAUUUUAUGGUGUGACAACAUAAGUGUUGAACUCUAG